Molecule: messenger RNA, 303 nt
Organism: Micromonas commoda
Lineage: Eukaryota; Viridiplantae; Chlorophyta; Mamiellophyceae; Mamiellales; Mamiellaceae
Exons: 1
Coding region: 1-303 (100 amino acids)
Source: RefSeq, a predicted model, not a curated record
AUGCAUACGGUGUGCGCCGUCGAUACCAAAAACGUAAUCGUCUCAAUCGACGGCCGUAAAGUGCACUGGGUGGACCCGCGGUACGUCGGCGAUCGAUGGAGCGUCGUGUGGUACCGCAGGGAUGUUGGUAAAACGGAACCGGUGGUGGACGAAGGCGUGGUGCCGCGGUGGUGGGCGCGAGAGGAGAAGAGCAGCUGGGUUCACGCAAAAAAUCCGGCGGUACCAAAUCCGGUGGUGGUCGAUCCGGAGGCGGUAGAUGCGGACGAUACGCGGGUAAAGCGGCACAAGCGAGGGUCAAACUGA